GCAUUGUGCAAUAUCCAACGUGAAAAGGUGCAUGAUGCAUGUCAAUGGUGCAUUUUAGCGUUAGCGGUUGUCUGUCUAAAAGUUUGAGGUUGAAGUCUAAUUGCGUUGUAGGUAACCCACAUUUAUCAACUUUAGUUUAUGAACUAUAGAAACCAGUACUUAAUUUAUGCAAAUACCUUGAAAUCUUAUUAAUUAUUGUUUUAAAUAGUAGUUAUAGAAGAAUAAGGAUUUAUUCUUGUUAGUAACUUUACAUGACAUGACGCUUAUCAACUUGAGUGCUACCUGUUGUAGUUGAAUAGGAUAAAGUUCAAGUUGAAUGUGACGAGUAGCCAGGGAUCAUAUGAAACAUCUACUGAUGGAAGCUGAAGCAGGAAACGUAAAGAACAAGCUGCACACAUUUGAACCACAAUCAAAUGCUGCUAGAGAAAGUGAUGCUUUCUCAGAUGAUGAUUGCCUAUCAAUCAUGUGCUCGUCAUCAACCUAUUCUAUUGAUCUGGACAUGGAUAAUAUGGUAACUGCCCCAACAACUCCAAAAGAAACAACUUCUAGCUCACCAGACAUUCAGCUUGAGAUUAAUGCAGAAAGUCAAUUGGAUGAGCCAGCUCCUCCCUAUCACGUAUUCCAUGUUGGAUUGGAGCUCACCAAAAAAUUGAAUAAUUACAAAAUACCUAAGAAGGUAGAUUUGAAGAGUACAAUCAUUAUCACAUCUGAUAAUGAGAAUAAGAAAGACUUCCGAUGUCAACCAUUGCGAAAGAUACGCUCAUCUACCCCAAUCUCUGAAGACUCGAAUAUCACACCAGGAAUUGGUCAAAUAUUCAGAAAAAGAUCCAUAAUUAACAACACAUCAAAGACUAAGCUGGUGGGUAGAAAGAAAAUUAGAAUUGAUGAACAGAUUCCAUCGAAUCAUGAAAGGAAUGCAAAUGAAUUGAUUUCCUCAAAUCAGGAAGCAGUUAGCAAUCAACCAAUCCCACAAUCCAAGGCAUUCUAUGGAGAGAAAUAUACAAAAAUGAUGAAUUCCGAAUUCGAAGAACUAUAUUCAUCAUCACCUUCAUUUGAUCGACUUGUACAUGAAGUGAACAGAAGGCGACCUUCUAUUCGCAGUAAUAAUAAUGCUGAUUUGAGAAUGUCUACCGAACAAUCAUCAUGUGCUCCAACUUUUGCACCUGCCAUUCAUUCAAAUAAGUUUGCAAAUCGUCAGUUUCGAGUCGGGCGUAAUUGGGGCAAUCGUACCAUUCUUCCCAAUGAUCUUUCGAAUACGCAUGAGCAAUUGGAAUGCAAAGAGCAAAAUAUCCACCAGAUGGUCACUAACUCAACUAAUUUGAUUUGUGAAAAGGCGGAAGAAUUGGCGAACUCACCCAUGGAUAAUCUCCCAUUCCUAAUCAAUCAGAUUUUUGGAGGGGAAAUGCAAUUAUCCUUCCGAAACCGCAGCAUCAAGAUUAAACAAAUUAUAAAUGUAAUGAACGUUUCCUUGAAGAUUGAUUUGUGCCAUGCAAUAGCUCUCGUAUUGCGCACAUUAAUAGAUCUAUUCAAAAGCUAUAAGAUGAUUCACGAGAUUCUGACGGUUACUGUGAAGCACAAUAAUGUGGAAAAUAUUUUGGAAGCUGUGCGCCCGCUAUUCGAUUUUCCUGAUUUCCGCUGGCCGCGUUGGCUGCAGCUGCGUAUCGUCAACCAGCUCACUCACAACAGGAUCACACUGGCACAUCGCGACUACGUCCUCCUCUUCCAAGCCCUUCCUGCCAGCCUAUUCAUGCAGCUGCAAACAAGUCAACAUGACUCGAUUGUGUCACUUGGCGAUGCUACCUGCAUUAGACCUCUUAUGCAGUCGCCAGUCGAAAUGCCAUGCCGUCCAUGUCACACGUCCAUCCAAAAUGACUAUUUCCCUCCUAUUCCAACAACACCAAUCAAUAACAACAGCAAAUCCUCCAACAGUGAUAAAUACAUUACCAACAAUAACAACACGAUCAUCACCACCACCACUAACAACAACAACAACAACAACAACAAAAAUAGAGACUUGAUCAAUAAUAACACAACCAAUGAAAAAAAUAACAACUCAUCCAAUGAAAAUAACAACAUGAUCAUUGAAAUAAGCGACACGACCGAUGAAAAUAACAAAAACACGUCCAAUGAAAAAAACAACACGAUCAAUGAAAGUAACAAAAACACGACCAAUGAAAAAUAUAACAACUCAUCCAAUGGGAUUGGCAGCAACUCAUCCAAUGAAAAUAACAACUCAUCCAAUGAAAAUAAAAACAAGAUCAUUGGAAAUAACAACACGAUCAUUGUAUUGAGCGACACGACAGAUCAAAAUAACAAAAGCACAACCAAUGAAAAAAACAACACGACCAUCGAUAGUCUUGAAUCAAUCGCAGAGUUGGUACUCUCAUCCAAGGUGCACAGUGCUAUUCUGAUUUUAGAGAAUUUUGAUGCCGAAAAACUGUACAAAGUAGCUCACGAUCUAUUCACUCAACGUUCUGCAGAUUACGCAGAAAUUGUUCGUGCGCUCAUGAGCUACUAUAAAGGGAGAAGAUUCACGCGUAUUCUGAACAAUAAGCUGCAAACUUUCAUGACGAAUGUGAGUUUCAACCUGUUGGUGAAGAUAAUGCGAAAUGAGUCCAUGGAAAAAGCUUUGAGUUUAUUCCAUGAGAUUGAAGAGUCUGGAUUGGCGUACUUGCAGGCCCAGCUGUAUCCUGAAAAUGUUAAAGAUGAAUUUUCGCCAAGUCCUUUCAAAAACGCUUUGAUUGUGAUCGACAUAUUUCUGAAUGCUGCUAACUUUGAACGAGCUGUCGAAAUAUUCAUAGAUAAUGGUUUUGUAGGAGACACAAAUGAAUGGAAACUAAAGGGAACAUCAGAAUCUGACACUGAAUUGCGAGAUGGUUACAUUCAUGAUAUUUUCAACUUGCUUUUUCAAGACGAUCGACCCCAAACUACUUUGCUUGCUUAUAAGCUAUUCACUGAGCUGCAAAAACGAAAGUCCCCGUUCACGUCAAAUACAGGACGAUUAAUUCGCCUGCUGAAAAAGCUGCUGAGUGGGACGGCGUUUAAUAAAUUGGCUUACGACACGUUCGUGAAGUUCUACGCAACGGCUGAUGAAGUUAGCAAAUAUAGCCUAGCGAUCAGUGAGCCCUCCAUUUGUCGUGCUAUGCUCGUCAUAUCAGACUCCUUAGAUACAAAUGCUCGUGAUAGUCUGCUUCAAGAAUUCAUUGACAUGAAUGUAUACCCCAAGUGGCUGCUUGAAAACCAUUCUAUUGAGGUGCACUCAAACUGGGUGAGGCUUGAGAUGGAAAUCCUUUUGAAUGAAUUCAUGGAGCGACUUGCUAAUAGCCUGAAGUACCCUUUGUUUUCAUGCAGAAUUAGGCGUGAACUUGUGGUCACAAUAAAGGAAUGCGCUAUGGAAGAAUCGAUAGUUGCACUGAAAGCUAAUAGUUCGUAUGAUGCUGCUUUUGUAUUGCUGCAAGAUGUAUUAUUUCAUAUGUGUCCAUCAGUGAGAACUGUUGGCCGUAAGGGGACAUUGGUAGCAAUACAUGAGGACUGGAAGAAGCACAUGGACGCUCGUCUAGCUCUUUUAGAAGGCCAAAAUCAUGAAGAUAAAUCAGAGAAAUAGAUUCAUUCACUACUAUUUUGUUGUGUAACUGAGGAUCUACGAGGUCCAAGACCUCACAAUGAGGCCAUUGAUAUCAUGGUAUUUUUGGUAUCACAGAUUGCUUAGUGCCUUAGAGGUAUUUUAAAACAUUAGUUAUAUAGUUAGAAGUAAAGAAAAACAUAUAGAUAAUGAAAAACAGUAUUUUUGUCAAUUUGUGCAGUAUUUCAACGCAUCGUUUUAUUUGUUGAGUACAUUUACUCCAGAAUAAUUAUUUACUCUGGAAUAAUUAUUAUGGGUAUUUUAAAGAGCUUUUUUAGUAUUUCGAUUCCUUUGGAUUCUCACGAAGUAGGUAGUAAAUCUUACGUUAAGAUUAAAGAUUUUAUUGUUUGUUUUACCAAUGUUCAAAUUAGUUUAUUCUUUUGAUGUGUAUUUAUCCAUGUGUUUUAUUAGGUACCAUCCUUACUGGACAUUUUUUGCCAGGAUAUGUAAUAUUGAAUGGUAACAUUCAAUAAACCUGGGUAAGUCAUUCUUUAUAUAUUUUUGAUUAUACUCUGUUUUAGAAGUAUUUUGAAGUAAUUAUGAAUCAGUCAUAAGUAGAUUAUUUUAUAAUUUACUACUAGCUCACACCAAGUACGUUAUCGCAAGAUGUGAGUAAUUAUUGGGAAGACUGAAAAUAGACUUUCCAGAGAUUAAGACUUUAUCUAAUACUACCAAAGCUGAAAAAAUAUUUUAGACGAUAUAUCUAAUUGAUGA
Messenger RNA from Nilaparvata lugens (brown planthopper), 4336 nucleotides. RefSeq lists its product as uncharacterized. The coding region runs from base 341 to 3604 and encodes 1087 amino acids. The transcript is spliced from 17 exons. NCBI's taxonomy places the organism in Eukaryota, Metazoa, Arthropoda, Insecta, Hemiptera, Delphacidae. The record is from RefSeq and is a predicted model, not a curated record.